This is a messenger RNA of Peromyscus maniculatus bairdii (prairie deer mouse), 882 nucleotides long. Its product is annotated as taste receptor type 2 member 140-like. The record is from RefSeq and is a predicted model, not a curated record. Gene Ontology annotation, biological process: G protein-coupled receptor signaling pathway; sensory perception of taste; detection of chemical stimulus involved in sensory perception of bitter taste. Lineage: Eukaryota; Metazoa; Chordata; Mammalia; Rodentia; Cricetidae. Gene Ontology annotation, molecular function: G protein-coupled receptor activity; bitter taste receptor activity. Gene Ontology annotation, cellular component: membrane.
AUGGGAAGUUUAGGAAAUAUAUUCAUAGUGCUGGUGAACAUCAAGAACUGGGUCAAGAGAAGAACGAUUUCUACAGUGGAUCAAAUCCUUAUGGCUCUUGCCAUUUCUAGAUUUGCUUUUCUGUGCACACUAGUCACAAAUGUAUUGGUAUAUGUGCUGCUCCCAUUUCCAAUUAAAACUAAAAAUCUCAUUAAAAUAACUAGCAUACACUGGACAAUAACCAACCAUUUCAGCAUCUGGCUUGCUACAUGCCUCAGCAUCUUUUAUUUUCUCAAGAUAGCCAAUUUCUCAAACUUUGUUUUCCUAUACCUAAAAUGGAGAGUUAAAAAAGUGGUUUUAGUGAUGCUGCUAGGAUCUUUUCUCCCCUUGUUUUUAAACAUUUUUGUCAUAAACAGAUGUAUUGAUGUUUGGAUUGAUGGACACAAAGACAAUAUGUCCUACAGUGUUAUCUCCAGUAACUCUACUCAGUUUUCUAAUCUAUUAAUCACUAACACUAUAUUCACACUCAUCCCUUUCUCUGUUUCUCUGAUAACUUUCCUCCUGCUCAUCUUCUCACUAUGGAGACAUUUGAAGAACAUGCAUCACAAUGCUAAAGGUUCCAGAGAUGUCAGUUCCAAAGCCCACAUAAAGACCCUGCAAAGUGUGAUCAUCUUCCUAUUAUUAUAUGCUGCUUUCUUUCUGUCAAUUCUUUUACAAUUUUGGAAUGAUGACUUUCAGCAGAAAUAUCUAAUUAUUUUGUUUUUACGAGGUAUAGCCAUUGCUUUUCCCUCAGGCCACUCCUAUGUCUUAAUUCUAGGAAACACUCAUCUGAGACAGGCAUCCUUUCCUGUGCUCUGGUGGCUGAGGUGCAGACUCAAAGAUGUGGAAUGCUUGGGUCCCUAA